AUGUCUAAUGCAACAAAACGAAAGGCAGAAAAUGAAAAAAUUCUGCAAAAGGAAGCAAAUACAUGCAAAAGGAUAACUUCAUUUUUCUCCAAAGCCACUGGAGAAUGCAAUCAAUCUCAUAUACCCAACCGGGUACCAAACUCAGAGAACGUUCAAGAGGCUGAUAUAUCCGAAUGGGUUCCAAGCUCAGAGGACGUCCAGGAAGAGUUUACAUCGGAUAGCCCUAUGGGCGCUGAAAGUCUAAGCACUUGCGACCAGUUUCAAGACAAGGACAGUGUCGGUAAUUGUACAACUGUAAACUCUGACACUUCGACCAUUUCGAGUGUAGUCCCAGAGAGUAGUUUAGGACCAUCGCUGGAGAAUGACGAAACAUGUCGAGAGACAUGCCAAGAGUCCAACCAAAGGUGCCAAGUUUAUCUAUAUCGCGGUUAUCCUUUGAAUAUAAACGCUAUUGUUAAAAAGGCAGGGCCCGGUGUGCUUCAUCUUUACAAAGAGAAGUCCAAGACUCGAAGUGCAAAUCAGGAAAAAAAUAAAACUCGGUCAUUCGUGAAAUGUCUUGUGUGUGCUGAAUAUGAAGAGGAGGCAAAACGAUUUUCUACCAACCAUCAGGUGUAUCUUGCGUACGGUGUUCGCUGUGACGGGAAAAAGAAAAUGCAGGAUGUUGUGGAUCAUUUACUCGGUGCCGCCCAUGACGCUGCAAUUAAGUUGAAAAAUCUUUCCACUCAAUGGGCUACAAAGGCUCCAAAUCAUCCCUGGUUACGGACGCUAAAGAAUCACGAUUCAAGCGUCAUCAGGACACUUACACAUAUGGCUGUUGACGUCCUACUACUAUGGCUGUUGACGUCCUACGUCCUUACUAUCAUUGUAUAG
Molecule: messenger RNA, 870 nt
Organism: Paramuricea clavata
Lineage: Eukaryota; Metazoa; Cnidaria; Anthozoa; Malacalcyonacea; Plexauridae
Source: the annotation of a GenBank genome assembly